GUGACCCAGAGGCCCCAGGACCAAGAGCCAAAUGCCAGCGAGGUGUCGCACAAUGGAAGUGUGCAGGAUGUCAAAUUGUAUAACCCACUUGGAGGUUUGCAGGCACAUAUCAGAGAGGCAUGGUCCAAAGAACAGGAAGUGGAGAAAGGCAUUAAAAGUUUGACCUACAUUGAAAGAUUGAAGGAGCGUGUAAAGAAAGUGAAAAUACCAGAGCUCAGGAGAGCCCCAUGCAGCUCUCCAGAUCUUGUGCCUGAGAGGAAGAGAACGAUGCCCACGAACCCUGCCAAAUUCUUCCAGAGACUUUCCAGGACUGUUUCCCAACGACCCAUCAGAGACAGGGUGAUUCAUUUACUGGCUCUCAAGAAUUACAAGAAGCCAGAGCUACUUUCCCACUUAGAAAGAGAGGGAGUUGUGCAAAAGGACAAGGAAUCUCUUGGAAAGAUCCUUCAGGAGGUAGCCAACCUGGAUGCAAAUGAGAAUUCUUUCAGCCUGAAGGAACAUUUCUUUAAAGACAUCCAGGAAGAUUGGCCUGGCUACACUGAAAGAGAUAGACAGACAUUGGAGGUGACCCUUUCUCAAAAACCAACUCCAUCUCAGAAUUCCACCAGCACCAGCCAGUCACCAUCUCUGGGACCUUCUGAAGGAGAUACUCCACCCAGAACUGCUCAGAAACGGCCUCUGGAUUCUGACUUUCUCAGUCCUGUGAUGGGCAAGAAGCAGAGGAUUGACCAAGAGCCCAGUGAUGUCCAGCCAGCAGCUGGUGGCCACUCUCCUUCUUUCUUGGACCUGCCUUCCACAUCCUGUUCAAUUUUGAACAUGUCUCCAAGUGUCAGAUCCAUUUCCGUUUCCACCGAAGUACAACUGAAAAAUAAGGUUCUGACACAUUCUGGAUUCCCAGUGUCUGCCAGGGUGCAGGGGAAGACUCCCAAGUCCAAAGGAGAAGAAGCAGAGGUCAGAGGAGCCCAACAAAACAAUCCAGGUCCUGUGCCUGAGAAGAAGAGGAUGGUGCCUAUGAGACUUGCAGACAUCGACUGGAGCAGCUGCGCUGCUGUUUACAGCCGACCCUACAGGGACAGGGUGAUUCAUCUGCUUGCUCUGAGGGAUUACAAGGAGCCAGAGUUACUUGCUCGGCUGCAGAGAGAUGGAGUCAGGCCAAAGGACAAGGAUUCCCUUGGAAAGAUCCUUCAGCAGGUAGCCAACGUGAAUGCAAAGGAGAAUUCCUUUAGUCUGAAGGAACAUCUGUUUCAAACCCUUCAGAGUGAUUGGCCUGGCUACAGUAAAAUCGAAAGAAAGAGUUUGAAGUCAAUACUUUCUAGAAAAUCAGCUCCAUCUCAGAACCCCACCAGCAGCAGCCAAGCAACAUCUCCAAGGCCUUCUGAGACAGAUGCUCCAGCAAGACCUGCUCAGAUACGGCCUUGGGCUUCUGGCUUUAUCAGUCCUGUCAGGAGCAAGAAGCAGAGAACUGAGCAGUAGCCCAGUUACAUCCAGGCAGCAGCUGGUGGCCACUCUUCUUCCUGGGUGCUGGCUUUAACAUUCCAUUCUAUGGGGAUGUCAAAGCCAUCCCUGUAGAAUGGGAUGUCAAAGCCAGCACCCUGUCUCCAAGUCUGGGCUCCAUUUCCCCUGCACCCUUUAGGUUCAAGAAAAAGACAAAUGUUGGAGUUCUAGAAUGCCAGCAGUUGUGUAGAGGACUAGCAUGUCCAAAAAGAUGUGAAGAGAGCUGGGGAGGCUGAAGCAGUAGUGUCCCUUGGAUUUCAAUGAAGGGUAGCCCCAGCUACUCCGAGAUGAAGAGCAGGUGCCACAGGAGCAGUAGCUCCACAAAAAGCUGUCCCACAUUCAGCAAUGAGUAUCUGAAUUUGGCAAGCAGCAAGUCCUGGAGUCCUGGCACCAGUCUUCUGCUUCAGCAAAGGAUCAUCUAUGAGCUCCAGCUGUUUUAUUUUAAAAGAUGAUUAGCUUUUUAGGUUUCUUCAAGUUAGUAAUAAGGAGAUGAUUAUUUGUUAAAAAUGUAGGAUUAGUUAGUCUACGAUUAGAGACUUUAGUAUUGAACUUUAGCAAUAAAAAAGUUGCAUUAUUGUUAACUCCUUCUCUUAUCAUCAGUUUUAUCAUAUUUGGAGAGUCUUUCUUCUGGUCAAUUCUUCUCUUCAAGACUUAGCUCUGUCCACUGAAUGAAACUUAUCAGUAGAGAAUGGAAGCCCAGUACCUUUAUUAUAAAAUUGUGCACAUAUUAAGAAAAUAUUGUAGCAAAUGGAAUUUCUUUAUGACAAGAAUAAGCCUGUUUUCUGAUUUACUUGUUAAUUUAAAAUCUUUGCCUUAAGGGAUGGAAAGGGUAGAGGACAACCU
This is a messenger RNA of Passer domesticus (house sparrow), 2337 nucleotides long. RefSeq names its product RNA polymerase II elongation factor ELL2-like. Gene Ontology annotation, molecular function: cis-regulatory region sequence-specific DNA binding. The record is from RefSeq and is a predicted model, not a curated record. Bases 268 to 1473 code for a protein of 401 amino acids. Gene Ontology annotation, biological process: positive regulation of transcription elongation by RNA polymerase II; snRNA transcription by RNA polymerase II; transcription elongation by RNA polymerase II. Gene Ontology annotation, cellular component: transcription elongation factor complex. Lineage: Eukaryota; Metazoa; Chordata; Aves; Passeriformes; Passeridae. The transcript is spliced from 12 exons.